UUCUACCGGACGCAUCUCAGUUCCGCGUUAUCCUCGUUCGUGUGUGCUUUCGUCCGGUCGUCGGUGCUCGUAGAAGGAUGUGAGUUAUUCCUGAUUUUUUUUUCCUCUCUGUGAUUUGCCAACACCAACAGCAAUCGCACAGAAGUGGGAGUUGUUUUCGUGAAGGAUAAUAAUGGCAGAUUAGGCAGCUGGAGCAGAAACUGUCAAAAACUGGGUGUCUCGGAACUAGCCGAAGCGUGACACGAAAAGAAGAAGAAGAAGAAGUGCUGGAGUGCUGUGUUUGAUAGGCAAAAUCCUUGGUCCAAUCCGCGCUGUGGUGCAGCGCGUUUAGUGUUAACAAGGUCAGUGUGAAAAGCAGAGACAAUGGUCCGCGAAAAUAGUGUGGAAAAGAGCGACCGAACGGCCAGCCCUGGUGGAGGCACUCUGUUAAUGGAUAAUGGAUUUUGGCAGAGUGAAUAAAGCAAUUACCGCCGCCCCCAUCGCGCUGCUUCCCCAUUGCUGCGCGCUUUGUCCUGUUUCGGGCUGCGGCGAGCGAAAAAUUAAUGAUGAUGAUGUGUGACGUGAUUUAAAGUGCACAAAUAAGCUGCUCGGGGUGGUCUCGAGAGAGAGAGUCUGUUGGGAACAAGCAAAAAAAAAACCGCUACACAGUAUUGCAUUUCCGCCACCCAAAUUGUACCGGAAGACGCGGCACAUCGGGUCGCACGGAAAGGUACCUCGGGGGAUGAUGUAGAAAUCUACAUAAUUGUUACUGUGUGCGUGUAAUUGUGCGAAUAAAACCAAACCUGCAAUGAAUGGGGGAAAAAUCAGCGAAAUCCUAUGUGUAAUUACGUAAAGUGGUGAUUUUUAGAAGCAAUAGGCAGGGCGAAAAGCGUUUUCAUCCGAACGAAUCCAAACGCUUGACAAUCAAACAAUAGGGAUUCGAUCGGCGAAACGGCGAACAACGAGUUUUUUUUUAUUCGGCGAAGCUGAAGCGGAAGCAGCAAAAUACGAUUGAAAUCAGUGUCCAUUGGUGCAAAUGAAACCAGGUGGAAUGUGCGGCGGUGUAUUUAUUGUGCUACACUUUGAAUGGUGACGGAAUAAAACUACACAGUAAAUUCGAAACGUUGAAGUCCGCGUGGCCACCGAUUGCGGAAAGGGAAGUGACGUAGUGACGCACACAAGAGCGCGCGCUUUCGGUUCUUUGUUUUGGACCGACAAUCGUUGGGGAGUCGCAUGCCUGACGCAUAGAGCGAGCGCUUCGACAAGUGGUGUGUAGCCAUAACAAUCUCUGGCGGUGCUGGCGGCAACUCGCGAUAGUGUAAUCAAAAACCGUAUACCAUAACAACAAUACGCCUACCACGCUAGCAGCAAUGAUUACCCGCGGAGUCAGCUCUUAUCUGGGAUUCAUUUUGUGUGGAUUAAUAUUCCCAUGCUUGGCGACGAGGAUUUUCGAUAUUGAAAGCAUACCGGUGGUGAAGUACAUUGCGCUGGCAGGUGGAAACAUCACACUCAGCUGCCCCGGAGUGAACGAACGCUCGCUGGUGGACAGUCUGAUCUGGAAGACGACGCAAACGGUGGCGGAAUACGUCAACGGGUUGCCACUGUCCAGCAAUCAGAGGAUAACGUUGCUACCUGACAACUUCAGUCUCCACAUCAAGCCAACGGUCGCCUCGGAUACGGCCGAAUACAGCUGCCUGGUGAACGACCGGCACAGCCCGGAAGCCAUAGUAGAUUUAAUAGUCCAAGAUGUACCGGAUCCCCCGGGACGGCCACUGGUGCUCAGCUUCACGUCACGUUCGGUCCAUCUAUCCUGGGCACACUCGCAGGACUCGAGGAAUGCACCCGUUGCGAAUUUCAUCAUCGAAACAAGGGUUGGUGAGAAUGGCGGCUGGGACCAGGUGGCACCGAUCCGGACGAAGGAUAACGGCACCUCGUAUCAGGUGGGCGGAUUACUGCCCUUCACCGUGUACAGUUUCCGCGUGAUUGCCAUCAACGAGUUGGGGCGCAGCCCUCCCUCGAAGGAAUCGUACUAUUUUGUCACGCUGCGGGAAGUCCCAACGGGCAAACCGGUGACAACGAUCGCCCACAACACGAGCGCCUCCUCGCUGUACAUCUCCUGGAAACCUCCGCCCCCGGACACGAUUCUGGGCGAGUUUCUUGGCUAUCGCAUCACGUUUCGGACCCGGGACCGCAAUCCGGAUGACGUCAAAGAGAUUUACAUCCGUGACAGCUCCGUGGAGAGCCACGAGAUCCACAAUCUCGAGACGUACACUCAGUAUCUGGUCUCGAUCCAGGUGUUCAAUCCGGAGGGCUUAGGACCACCGACCACUGUGCUGGUCAUGACUGAUGAAGGAGUUCCAAGCAAACCGCGGAAUCUCAGCACUCUGGAGAUAACUUCCACCACAAUCCGGAUAAGCUGGCAGGAGCCGGAGCGUAAAAACGGGAUCAUCCACGGCUACCGGGUUUACUACGUGUAUCAGAACCAAACACUACUCCAUCUGCCAAUUCUGAAGAGUGAUGCCAUCCAAAACUCGGUCUACACCUACACUCUGUCCAGUCUGAAACCCUUCACGGACUAUCGCAUCAUAGUGGCCGCCUUCACGCUGAAAUACGACGGUGAUCCAACGGAGGUUUCCCUCCGGACGGACAUUGCCGGUCCGAGUGCCCCGAAGUUCAUCAAUCUGACCUGCUACUCCGAGGAUGCGCUGUUUCUGGCCUGGCGCAUCCCACAGCACUUCUACAACUCCGUCAAUCACUACAUCGUCAGCUAUCGCAACAUGGACUACACGCGAUCGCGGGAGAUUCGGAUCUCCGCCAACGCGUCCAUCGUGGAGACCUCCGUGGUGCUGCAGAACCUAACCACCGAUGCGACCUACGAACUGAAGGUGCGCGCCGCUUCGAUUAGUGUGAUCAACCCGCACAAAGUCAUCCUGGGACCCUUCUCGGAGCCGAAAAAGGUCACCCUCCAGGCGAACUGCGACCAGCAGCAGCCUCCCUCCUUGUACCAUCACUACGCCGAUUACGAUCUGAUCGUGCUGGCGGGUGCUGUGAUUUGCUGCUUCGGUUUGCUGUUGGUUAUCCUGGCGAUCGUUUUGUGGAAAAAAUGCUUCAACACAAACUACACCCACGAGGCGGAUGGCGCCCUCGCGGAUCAGAAACAAUCCCAGCAGCAGCAGCAUCAGCAACAGCAGCAGCAGCACCAGACGCAGAUCGACUGGAAGGCCACCUGCGACACCAACGGGGUCAUCCAGACGACCGUCCCGGUCACGAAGAUCAUGCAGAAUGGCAACCAUCGGCAUCUGGGCGUCGAUGGGGACUGAUAAAAGGCCACCGGCACCGGCAACUGCGCGACGAUUGGUGGUGCUGAACGGUGGCAGACCCGACUCAUUGGAUCCAGCGUCUCCUCCCCUGCUGUGACCGCCGCCAGCUGCUGCCUCAACGCCGGUCUUCCGUCGAAGACCGCCAUGCUCUACAUCCCGGAGCUGGAGCUGGUAAUCAACCCGGAGGCCUAGCGCGCGGAUUGUCAGCAGACAAGGGGGAGGGUGAUGGCUCAAUUGUACAGGUAGUAAAUUUAAUUCAACACAGACACACUUACUUAUAAAGAAAGAGAGAUGAAUCGUGAGAAAGUGGAAGCUGCAGCGAAAUAGCGUCAUCAAAUGUCAAAGACAUGUUUUUGUUUUUGUAAUCGGAAGAAUUUGAGCGAAUGGUGAAGGAAGUACAAACCGGAAUCGUGACGAUGAUCGCUUCAAAGCUUGUGUAACAUAGUAUUUUAACACACAAUGGGUUAAUGCCAACAUUGUUUUUGUUUGUUUCCGUCUUGAUUUAUGAGCGUCAAACCCAAAUGACAAACUAAUGAAUCGAGGAAGAAAGAAGAAAACUGACUCCCGUUGAGAGAGAAAGUGUAAGACGUGUGAUAUUUUUAUACAUAUUUUCAGAAUGUUUGGAGGACAACUAGGAAAUAAUGGUGGAAAUAAAUUUUAAAUGAACGAAA
Molecule: messenger RNA, 3970 nt
Organism: Toxorhynchites rutilus septentrionalis
Lineage: Eukaryota; Metazoa; Arthropoda; Insecta; Diptera; Culicidae
Product: protein sidekick-2-like
Exons: 11
Coding region: 1350-3299 (649 amino acids)
Molecular function (GO): protein binding
Source: RefSeq, a predicted model, not a curated record